Molecule: messenger RNA, 1239 nt
Organism: Penicillium diatomitis
Lineage: Eukaryota; Fungi; Ascomycota; Eurotiomycetes; Eurotiales; Aspergillaceae
Product: DUF3431 domain-containing protein
Exons: 1
Coding region: 1-1239 (412 amino acids)
Source: RefSeq, a predicted model, not a curated record
AUGGGUCUCUUAAAGCGCCAAGUCAUUUUGAUUGGCUUCGGUUUGGCUUGUAUUUUCGUUCUUACUGCUCGUCAGCUUUCUCAGUCAUGGAGCAAUGAUCCACCCAGUUUGCGCCUGCGAGACUACAAUAAUUUUCAAUCAACAUUCUACAACCAGUCGAGGGCGUCCAAUGCCACUCGCUAUGGAAGCAGGCGCCCUUAUGCGCCUCAGCCCAAAUUCGUCCCUGGUUCACCAAAGCCUCCAGGCUCAAAGUAUAACAGGACGUUAGUCGUACCGCGAACCAAAAAAGAAGACACAAGUUGGAUUCACGAAGAGUUGCCAGACUGGGACAGCGCCAUCUACGUCGUGGACGAUCCAAAAGCACCUCUGCAUCCACCGCGGAACAAGGGCCACGAGGUCAUGGUGUACCUCUCGUACAUCAUCGACUUCUACGAGGAGCUGCCGGAUGUCGCCGUGUUUAUGCAUGCUCACCGGAAAGCCUGGCACAACGAAGACUUCUUCGACGGGGACGCGGCCGAUAUCCUCAGACGGCUCAGCCUUGAACGUGUCAUCCGGGAAGGAUACAUGAAUACGCGUUGCGCGUUCGCACCUGGAUGUCCCGCUUGGAUUCAUCCCGGCGCUGUGGACGAGGACGAGUCCAAACAGGAGGAGGUCCUGCUCGCCCGCGCUUGGGGGGAAUUGUUCCCCGACAUACAAGUCCCCUCUGUAUCGUCGCAGCCAUGUUGUGCACAAUUCGCGCUGUCUCGAGAUCGCAUUCGCGCAAUCCCACGGGCUCGAUUCAUCUUCUACCGCGACUGGUUACUGCAGACAGAGUUGAGUGAUUAUAUCACGGGCCGAAUUUGGGAAUAUCUCUGGCAAGUUGUGUUUACAGGCGAACCGGUUCUUUGUGUAGAGGAGAGUGUCUGCCUCUGUGACGGCUAUGGAUUCUGCUUUGGUGGACCUGAACAGUAUCGCGCCUGGCGCAAUCUCGAUGCCGAACGAGAGGCCCUACAGCGACAAUUCGAUGACUGGGUCUUCAUGGCCGAAGACUACGAGGUCGCAAAAGCAGAGGGGCUGGUUGAUGAGCUUGAGGAGAUGAAGAUCCUUCCACCGGCGGAAGAAGCAGAGAUUGAGGCGCAGCUUGCCGAGAAGAAUAAGAUGGUUGUUGAUCUCUUUGAUGCCGCCGUCGAACGAGGUAAAGACCCGAAGAAUCGUGCUUCUGAGGCCGGUCGACCUUGGAAGGAAGGUGAUGGCUUUUAG